Messenger RNA from Mercurialis annua (annual mercury), 2607 nucleotides. Its product is annotated as calmodulin-binding protein 60 B-like. Gene Ontology annotation, cellular component: nucleus. The transcript is spliced from 9 exons. The coding region runs from base 227 to 2146 and encodes 639 amino acids. Gene Ontology annotation, biological process: regulation of salicylic acid biosynthetic process. Lineage: Eukaryota; Viridiplantae; Streptophyta; Magnoliopsida; Malpighiales; Euphorbiaceae. The record is from RefSeq and is a predicted model, not a curated record. Gene Ontology annotation, molecular function: calmodulin binding; DNA-binding transcription factor activity; sequence-specific DNA binding.
AUUGAAACAGAGAAAAAAAUACUUCAUCUCGACAAAGAGCGUCGACGAAAAAGAGUAAUAAGCAAAUAAAUUGCUUUAUUAUCUCUUUCACCAAACAUUACAAGUCUUCUCUUUGCUGCUUCUCUCUUUAAGUUUCUGUCAAUUCAAUCCAAGAAAAUUUAUCAGUUAUAUUACCGGUAAAGUAAAAUUGUGCAGAUCUGAAAAGUUAGGGUUUGUGGCGGACAAAAUGCAAACAAGGUAUAUGGAGAGGACUAAUAGUAUGGCUAGAGGUAAACGAGCUUUAGAAGGUGAAGAAGACCAACCUGAGCGUAAACGGCCUGCUUUAGCUAGUGUCAUUGUAGAAGCUCUGAAGGUGGACAGUCUUCAGAAGCUCUGCUCGUCUUUGGAACCUAUCCUGCGCAGAGUUGUAAGCGAGGAAGUAGAACGUGCAUUGGCAAAGAUGGCCCCUCCUAGACUUAAUGGAAGGGCUUCUCCAAAACGGAUUGAAGGUCCAGAUGGAAGAAACUUACAGUUGCACUUUAGAUCAAGGUUGUCUCUUCCUCUUUUCACUGGAGGAAAAGUAGAGGGGGAGCAGGGUGCCGCAAUCCACAUUGUUCUGAUUGAUGCUAAUACUGGUCAUGUUGUAACUUCUGGUCCUGAAGCCUUUGUAAAGCUAGAUAUUGUGGUGCUUGAAGGCGAUUUCAACAAUGAAGAUGAUGAAGGCUGGACCCAAGAAGAGUUUGAAACCCAUGUUGUUAAAGAAAGGGAAGGAAAGCGACCACUGUUGACUGGGGACUUGCAAGUCAUCCUUAAGGAAGGGGUAGGAAGUCUGGGGGAUCUUACUUUCACAGAUAACUCAAGCUGGAUAAGGAGCCGGAAGUUUAGGAUGGGAUUGAAGGUUGCCUCUGGAUUUUGUGAGGGUAUACGCAUUCGUGAGGCAAAGACAGAAGCGUUCACUGUCAAAGAUCACAGAGGAGAAUUAUACAAAAAGCACUAUCCACCUGCAUUAAAUGAUGACGUAUGGAGAUUGGAAAAAAUUGGCAAGGAUGGCUCAUUUCAUAAGAAGCUAAAUAAUAAAGGAAUUUUCACAGUUGAAGACUUCUUACGUCUUCUGGUCAGGGAUGCUCAAAACUUACGAAAUAUUCUGGGGUCUGGUAUGUCGAACAAAAUGUGGGAAGCUCUUGUAGAGCAUGCAAAGACUUGUGCCCUAAGCGGGAAGCUUUAUGUCUAUUAUCCUGAAGAUUCAAGGAAUGUUGGUGUUGUCUUUAAUAACAUCUAUGAGCUAAAUGGCCUUAUUUCUGGGGAACAAUACUAUUCAGCCGGUUCUCUGUCUGACGAGCAAAAGGUAUAUGUGGAUACAUUGGUGAAAAAAGCAUAUGAGAACUGGAAUCAGGUGGUAGAAUAUGAUGGCAAGUCUCUUAUGAACUUCAAGCAAAGUAAGAGGUCAAAUACUUAUCGAAAUGAAAUUCAGAUAGGCCAACUGGGUUACUCUCAUGCUUUAGACCAUCAAAUGCAAAUACCACGCUUACCAGCUUCGGUUACUGAUGAGCAGGCUUCUGUGCAUUCGGGUGUCCAUGUUGGAGUGUACAACGAUAGUAUGGGAACAGGAUUCUCGUCUCAGCCCCAGUUUAUGAAUCCAAAUUCACGUCCGCAGUACGACAACACCUCAUUCUUGGCACAUGAACCUUUGAUCAAUAACUCUCACCCGACUCAAAGUACGAGAAAUGAUAGCAGUGUUGGCCUAGCUCUUGGUCCUCCCCAGUCAUCUAGCUCAGGUUUUCAAGCUCUUGGCUCUUCGAUGCAGCCAUCCAAUGUCAAUCCUUUUGAUGACUGGACCAACAACCGGGAUAAGGGAGUUGAUGAUUACUUUAAUGAGGAAGAAAUUCGUCUCCGAAGUCAUGAGAUGCUUGAGAAUGAAGAUAUGCAACACUUGCUUCGCCUCUUUAGUAUGGGGGGUCAUGCCUCAGUUAAUAUGCCUGAAGACGGGUUUUCAUUCCCUAAUUUUAUGGCAUCACCAAUGCCAAACUACGAUGAGGGCGGUGCGCGUCCUGGGAAAGCUGUUGUGGGGUGGUUGAAAAUCAAGGCUGCAAUGAGAUGGGGAUUCUUUAUUAGGAAGAAAGCAGCUGAAAGGCGGGCACAACUCGUCGAAUUGGAUGAUGAAGAGUAGGAGUUAGGUAAGUCGUUGCUGUCAAGACUAUUUGCUAGUAUCAAAGUGAGAGAGUGAAAGAUGCCAAAAGUCUUCUUUUAACGCAGCAAUGUAUAUGAGGUUUUACAACUGCAUGAAACUGCUGGUUUUGAAGUCUCAAAGACCUCUCUCGACGGUUUCCGGGCAUUCAGGUAUCAGAGAAUUUCUUGUUGUACAUAAUGUACAGUUUGUUGUUUCUUUUGCCACUCUUAUUGCUUAGCAAGAAGCUUCUCUGAUUACAACUUUUAUCAUCAUUGGGUGUAUUAUAUAAAUACAUUAAAGAUUCUUAAGGGGGUGAGUUUAUUUUCAGCUAAUGGCCCUCUUCUUCUUCUUCUCGUUUGACUGAUUAGGGGAACCUUUUUCCAAUAAUAGGUAUGGCUUUAUCUCUUGUAUUAGUCAUGUUUGCAGUACCCUUAAUAGCAUAAAUUUUUUUCUUUGUUUUA